Nycticebus coucang (slow loris) is the source of this 1908-nucleotide messenger RNA. RefSeq names its product tumor protein p53 inducible protein 3 (gene TP53I3). NCBI's taxonomy places the organism in Eukaryota, Metazoa, Chordata, Mammalia, Primates, Lorisidae. Gene Ontology annotation, molecular function: NADPH binding; quinone reductase (NADPH) activity; quinone binding. The record is from RefSeq and is a predicted model, not a curated record. The coding region runs from base 764 to 1762 and encodes 332 amino acids. The transcript is spliced from 7 exons.
AAAAAGCCAGGCAUUGUGGUGAGCGCCUGUAGUUCCAGCUACCUGGGAGGCCAUGACAAGAGAAUCACUUGAGUUUGCUGAGUCUGAGGUUGCUGUGAGCUAUGACCAUGGCACUGUACCAGGGGGCUACAAAGUGAGACUCUAUCUCAAAAAAACAAAACAACAACAACAAAAAAAAAACAAUGAUCAUCUCGUUCAAAGCAUUUACUGAACUGUUUCGUUGGGAUGGUAAAUCUUUUUUUUUAAUUCUAGAAAUAUUUUUGUGGCACUCUUGAAUCUUCUCAGAUACCUUUAUUUUUUAUUCAAGUUUUCAACUGUUUCCUAGCUUCUCCUGGUUAUAUAUUUCAUUCAUACUGACAUAACUCUGGCUGCUGGCCCCCAUUUGGUAAAUUCUUACUACAACGGGCCUAUGGAUGGUGAAAGGGGAAGUGGUCUCUACCUCUGUAGGCUGUGGGAUGUGUGUAAGUUGGCAAGAAGGCUCCCCACUCUUUUGACUCUUUCUUCUUGUCCAUUCUCAGGAGCAGGAAGGGCUCAGGCCACUCACUAAGCUCCAUUUGAGCCUCUUGUAAGCCAGAGACACCUGCCCUAUUCCCCUGAGACAGACACUGUCUCAUCAAUUUCCAUAGAGUCCGGCCGUCCAUGCCGCGGUGGCCUAGGCGGUCCCUCCCCAGGAUCUGGGAUUGUCACCCUGACCACAGAGCCAGGACCGCGCAGCGCCGCCUAGAGCGGAGGACGGACGGACGCCCGGCCGGGAGCCAAGAACAUGUUAGCCGUGCACUUUGACAAGCCGGGAGGACCGGAAAACCUCUACGUGAAAGAGGUACCGAAGCCGAGCCCGGGGAAGGGUGAAGUCCUCCUGAAGGUGGUGGCCAGCGCCCUGAACCGAGCGGACUUAAUCCAGAGACAAGGCCAGUAUCCCCCACCCUCAGGAGCAAGCAGCAUUUUGGGACUAGAGGCAUCUGGACAUGUGGCAGAACUUGGGCCUGGCUGCCAGGGUCACUGGAAGAUUGGGGACCCAGCCAUGGCUCUGCUGCCAGGGGGUGGCCAGGCUCAGUAUGUCACUGUCCCUGAAGGGCUUCUCAUGCCUAUCCCAGAGGGACUGUCCCUAACCCAGGCUGCAGCCAUCCCAGAGGCCUGGCUCACUGCCUUCCAGCUGUUACAUCUCUUGGGAAACGUGCAGGUUGGAGACUCCGUGCUAAUCCAUGCAGGAUUGAGUGGUGUGGGUGCAGCUGCCAUCCAGCUUACCCAGAUGGCUGGAGCGAUUCCUCUGGUCACAGCUGGCUCCCAGCACAAGCUUCAAAUGGCAGAAAAGCUUGGAGCAGCUGCUGGAUUCAAUUACAAAGAAGAGGAUUUUUCUGAAGCAACACUUAAAUUCACCAAAGGUGCUGGAGUUAACCUUAUUCUAGACUGCAUAGGUGGAUCCUACUGGGAGAAGAAUGUCAACUGCCUGGCUCUUGAUGGUCGCUGGAUUCUCUAUGGUCUGAUGGGAGGAGGUGACAUUAGUGGGCCCCUGUUUUCAAAGCUACUUUUUAAACGAGGAAGUCUGAUCACCAGUUUGCUGAGAUCUAGGGACAAAGAGUACAAGCAAAUGCUGGUGAAAACGUUCACGGAGCAAAUUCUGCCCCACUUCUCCAUGGAGGGCCCCCAGCGUCUAUGGCCAGUUGUAGACAGAGUCUACCCGGUGACCGAAAUUCAAGAGGCUCAUAAGUACAUGGAGACUAACAAGAACGUGGGCAAAAUCGUCGUGGAGCUGCCUCAGUGAAGGAGCAGGGGUAGUACAGGACACGGCCACCCCAAGGCUUUCCAGAGCAAAUAUGGGGAAGAUUCACAGCAGGCCAGAUGCCACUCCCACGUCCGCCUUAGUAGUUGGUCGGUGUAAAGCCUAACAAAAUAAAAGAUUGGACCUUA